AAGUGUUCAUCCAAAAAAUAAACUGAAUUUACGCCCUUUGACAAGACUCAAACUGUGGCUUUAGUUUAACUGCAGUUACUGCAAAACGCACAAGAUCCAAGAAUUCAGUCACGUGUAUCAAGGAUACCCUGUUUUCCUUUCAAAGUGUGAAAGCAGACAGACUUUCCAGAAACUGAAGGAAGACGACCAUCAGCUCUCUCCUCUGGGUGCUAGGAACAACCAGCAACAGGCAGGUAAAACAUUAACUUUUGUUCUGCUGACAAGAUACUGUCCCCUGCUUCCUUAUUAGUGGAAACAGUAGAAAGUGUGUGUCCAGAUGUCAUACUAAUGGAAGAGAGGAGUUUGGUGGUUUCCAAGGCGACCCGUAAACCAACAUCUUUGGGUCUUUGGCCAAUCAGAGGGAGGGCAUUUUCAGCCGGAGCCAAAUGCAGCUCAAACACACAUCAGCCGCCUUUAUCAGAUGAAAAACUAGCUUCAGGAUAACAGCUCGCCCUGAUUGACAUUUUGCUCCAUUUUAUUUGCUCCAUUUUUCCUGUCUCUUUUUAAAAAAAAGAAUGCCACAGGCUGGGCUGACAGGCGUUUUCUUUGGAAAACUUCAUACCAGAUCCACGUCUUCAUCGAAGGCUUUUUCGCUUCUUCCCUUCUAAGUCCGGUCAUCUCUCUCUUCUGUGUUCGAGCGUCAGCUUUUUUUGGGUCCUUUCUGGCGGAGGUUAAUGGCGAAGUUUCAGUUGGUCCAGGUCAAAGUGAACUGGACAGCAUUCCUGGUUGUGGCCCACUUCACCUACCUGCUGGUAGGGGCCACCAUCUUCCAGAUUCUGGAGCGAGAAGCCGAGAGCAACAACAGGAACCACUUCCAACUGGAGAAGCUGAAUUUCCUGGCAAACUACACCUGCCUUGAUGGACCAGCCCUGGAGAACUUUGUCAAGGUGAUUUUAUACGCCUGGGAAAAGGGAGUGAACCCGUCCGGGAACUCGACGAACCCCAGCAACUGGGACUUUGGCAGCUCCUUCUUUUUCGCUGGCACGGUUGUCACGACGAUAGGAUACGGCAACCUGUCCCCCAGCACCAUGUCCGGCCAGGUGUUCUGCGUCUUUUACGCUCUGUGCGGGAUCCCGCUGAACCUGGCCUUCCUCAAACAGUUGGGCAAGUGUCUGACCGUCCACCUGGGCCGGCUGGAGAGGGGCAUGGUGGCAGUGGUCCCCCACCAGCGAGCCGUUGAGGCUCUGGCGGUGAGUUUGUUCUUCCUCACGGGCAGCCUGCUGUUCCUGGUCAUCCCCCCGCUGCUGUUCAGCUACGUGGAGGGCUGGACCUUCGGCGAGGGCUUCUACUUUGCCUUCAUUACUCUCAGCACCAUUGGCUUUGGCGAUUACGUGGUGGGGACGGACCCAGGAAAGGAGUACAUCUCUCUGUACCGCAGCCUGGCAGGCAUUUGGAUCAUUUUCGGGCUGGCUUGGAUCGCCCUCAUCCUCAAUAUGGGAUCCAGAAUCAUGGAGAAUGUGGUUGUCCUGACGCACCCAGGCUUUAAAAAGCAGGAGGAGGAAGAGGAGGAGGAGGUGUCCUCCAGUAAACUAGAAGACGUAUCAAAGAUCUGA
This is a messenger RNA of Menidia menidia (Atlantic silverside), 1592 nucleotides long. The record is from the annotation of a GenBank genome assembly. NCBI's taxonomy places the organism in Eukaryota, Metazoa, Chordata, Actinopteri, Atheriniformes, Atherinopsidae.